GGCGUGCCUUCGCCUCCUCUUGCGCUCUCAUGUUAAUGGCGGGUGGCGUCUGCUGAGGGGGACGCAAAUAACCGCUACCGGCACAGGGAAAGUCUCCCUGCCUGCCCCACUUCCUCUCUCCGCAAGUACUCGAGCUCGCCAGCAUGUCCGUGGUGCCGCCCAAUCGCUCACAAACCGGCUGGCCCCGGGGGGUCAACCAGUUCGGCAACAAGUACAUCCAGCAGACCAAGCCCCUCACCCUGGAGCGCACCAUCAACCUGUACCCUCUUACCAAUUAUACUUUUGGUACAAAAGAGCCCCUCUAUGAGAAGGACAGCUCUGUUGCAGCCAGAUUUCAGCGCAUGAGGGAGGAGUUUGAUAAAAUUGGAAUGAGAAGGACUGUAGAAGGGGUUCUGAUUGUACAUGAGCACCGGCUACCACAUGUGUUACUGCUACAGCUGGGAACAACUUUCUUCAAAUUACCAGGUGGUGAACUUAACCCAGGAGAAGAUGAAGUUGAAGGACUAAAACGCUUAAUGACAGAGAUACUGGGUCGUCAGGAUGGAGUCCUGCAAGACUGGGUCAUUGAUGACUGCAUUGGUAACUGGUGGAGACCAAAUUUUGAACCUCCUCAGUACCCAUAUAUUCCUGCACAUAUUACAAAACCUAAGGAACAUAAGAAGUUGUUUUUGGUUCAACUUCAAGAGAAAGCCUUGUUUGCAGUCCCUAAAAAUUACAAGCUUGUAGCUGCACCGUUGUUUGAAUUAUAUGAUAAUGCACCAGGAUAUGGACCCAUCAUUUCUAGUCUCCCUCAGCUUCUGAGCAGGUUCAAUUUUAUAUACAACUGAAUUCCUGCACAGUGGAGAAGUAAAAGAAGCCGUCUCUGUGAGCACAGCUAUACACAGUGUAGAAUAAACAUGGUAGAAAAGUUUUUUUCGUUUUUAUCUCUUUCCCAGUCCCUAAAUUGCUACCUACUUUCUGUUGUUUGAAUAGUAAAGUUAAUAUGAAGAACUCGAUAGUGGUGUAAACAAAUGUGAUAAUGUUUAAUUUACUUUUGGUUCUACUCAUACUUUUUUGUACAACAUUAAAGAAUAUGAACUUCUUUCUAUUUGUAUUUUUUCUUUAAUUUUCACAUUAAACUUGUAAAAUUCUUACAGGUGAGAACUGUUUUUUUCCCCCUGCUCCUAGGCUGAUGAUGUUAAAAGACAAUGGCAGGUUUAGGUCAGUUGAGUAUAUGGGACCCUUGUUUGGAUGCCAUUUUGGGGGAUAUACUCCAAGACUGUGUUCUAGAUUUUUGUGAUGAGGAACUUCUGUUUCUUUUGGGAACUAGAUUUGCUUGGUGGAGUCCCAAGGUGCAACUCCUGAACCAAAUAAUACACUUUGAGUUGUUCUACAGCAGAGCUCCCAGUAUAUUACUAACUGGUACAUUUCAUACUGAUUUUUUCAGACCUUUGUUCACAAGCAACAGACCUUAAACAUAUGGGAAGCCAUUAAAAUUGGCUAGAUUAGGGAAACUCAUGGGAAUUGGUAUAAAAAGAGACCUUUUUGAGAGCUGACUGAGACUUUUUUCCUUCAUAUAAUAGGGGUGUUAAUUAUUUGUGUUGCUGUGAAAUUAUGUGGUUUAGUUAUUCUUAGGGCCAUGGUAAAAUGGUGAUCUGUGAAGGAAGUUUUUAAAAGUGGGUCUGUUAGGUUUUGAACACUUGGAUUACCAAGUUAGUUAUUUCAGUUUAUAUCCAUAGAAAUGAAAAUUUGGUUUUAGCAAGUGACAAGCCUUUUCAAAAAUAUUUUGGGAUAAUUUGAAUCAACUGAAAUCUAAAGACAGGAUAGGGGAUAGAUUUUGUCAGCCUGUGGGAAAAAUGCCAAAUUUUAAAGUUCUUUAAAAUAACACUGCUAAAUUAGGAUCAGGUUUUGGGGGAAAUAAAAAAUUAUUCUUAGGGCAAAGGAGUGUGCUGGCUGUGUCAUUGCAUAAUGGUCCAAGUAUGUUGUGCAUGCCUUAAAACAAGUGUGUUGACUAUAGGCUUAAUGAAAAGGAGAUCUUGUAAGAUGCAGCUACUUAAAGAAGAGAGAUUGCUGUAGUUUUUAAGAGAGAGACAGAAGUGAACUUUUGAUUAGUUCUUACAUCUUUAUGAUAAGAUCACAGGCCUUGUCUCCUAAAUAUUGGGUGAGUUGAAAGGUAUAUUGUAAAUUCUUCCCUAUUUAGACUUGAAAAAAUCAGACCAAGAACAUCUCUAUCAAUAAAGGUUCAAGUUUAUUUAGCUGAGGUCCCAUCAAGCCUUCACAAGGUUGUGUCAAGUAGUGAUUGUGAUCAUGCUCAUGCUGAGUAGUAGGUUAGCAACAGGCUGUAGGACCAAAAAUAAUUCUUAAUUUCCUUAAAAGCCACUAAUUCUGUGGAUAGUCCUCUUCCCUCAAGAGCUAAUAGUCCUGCCCCUGUGAUUUACAUUAGCAUAUUUAUAACUUACUAUAAUUUUACUGGUGAGUUCACUGAUUAGCUGAGCCUUAUCAAGAUUGGGGAAGGCAGAGAUGGAAACAGCUUGAUCCAGCUCACCUUCUAUGGUUG
Mirounga angustirostris (Northern elephant seal) is the source of this 2536-nucleotide messenger RNA. RefSeq names its product nudix hydrolase 21 (gene NUDT21). The coding region runs from base 144 to 827 and encodes 227 amino acids. Gene Ontology annotation, molecular function: mRNA 3'-UTR AU-rich region binding. The record is from RefSeq and is a predicted model, not a curated record. The transcript is spliced from 7 exons. Gene Ontology annotation, cellular component: mRNA cleavage factor complex. NCBI's taxonomy places the organism in Eukaryota, Metazoa, Chordata, Mammalia, Carnivora, Phocidae.